AUGAUGAACAUAAACAAAAUUAUUCAAUCAGGUCAAAUAAAUAAUAUUUUGACGAGAAUUAAGUUAAAUAACUCAUUGGAAAAUAAUUAUUUUUUUAAUUUAAAAAAAUAUGUAUCUGUUCUAGUCAAUGAGUUAAGAAGUGGUAAUAUAUUUCUGCAUAAUGAUAAAUAUUGUGAAGUAACAGAACAAAGGCAAAUUAAACAAGGAAGAUUAGCUACCACAAAUAUGAUUUCUUAUAUUGAUUUAAGUACAUUGAAAAGUGCAUCAACAAAAUUUGCCUGCCAAGCAAAAGUAGAAAAAAUUGAACCUGUAAAAAUGAAUGUAAAAAUUCAGUAUACUGAUAAACAAAAAAAUAUAGUUGUGUGUUUAGAUGAAAAUUAUGAAGAUAUAGAGAUUCCUCUAAAUAUUUUUGGAAUUUCAGAAGAAUAUUUAGAGCCAGGUUUACAAGUAAGUGUUUUUAAACAUGAAGAGAAAAUUAUUAAAGUUAAUUUGCCCUCUUCCUUAUUAGCAACCUUAAGGAAAAAGUAA
This is a messenger RNA of Plasmodium relictum, 528 nucleotides long. RefSeq names its product conserved Plasmodium protein, unknown function. The transcript has 2 exons. The record is from RefSeq and is a predicted model, not a curated record. Gene Ontology annotation, biological process: translational elongation. Gene Ontology annotation, cellular component: cytoplasm. Bases 1 to 528 code for a protein of 175 amino acids. Lineage: Eukaryota; Apicomplexa; Aconoidasida; Haemosporida; Plasmodiidae. Gene Ontology annotation, molecular function: translation elongation factor activity.